Molecule: messenger RNA, 1048 nt
Organism: Effrenium voratum
Lineage: Eukaryota; Dinophyceae; Suessiales; Symbiodiniaceae
Source: the annotation of a GenBank genome assembly
GGGACCCUCAGGCCGUUCACUUGAAGUCAGCUGGGGCGAAGAAGCCAUGCAAACAUGUCGGCGCCUUCCGCUGAGCAGAGGAUGCAGAGGAUUUGCAGCCUACAGGAUACGAAGAGUAGCAUACCCAUGGCAGCGAGAGCUGCAGAAAGAGACGUGGGGAUUCCUCAAGAAGGAGAUGGUGGGAUACUUCCGGAAUUCCGUGGAGAGGGACUCCACUGUCCACAUGCGUGCGGAUCCGUGGCCUCGGUUCACCAUGAAGGAGUACCUCCUAGAAAACGGCCUGCUGCCUGGUGUGAUUUGCAAGUACGGGCCCAACCGGAAGGUCACCUUCAACAAGGCUGAGAUGGAGAAGAUUGCCUUUGACGAGGAGCAGGGGCACCUGUCGAACCUCUUCAAGGGUAGACUUUUCAGACUCCACGUCGGAAGAUGGAUCGAGGAGUGCAUCGUGAAAGACGUCGCCACCCACCCUGUCGACCAGGAGCUGAUGUUUGUGCGCUUCGAGCGGCACAUCCCUGGCAAGAUGACCGUGGUGCCCAUUCCCGUCUCCAUCUCGGGGCUUUGGGGCUGCCCUGGGUACCGCAAGGGCGGCCAGGUGGAGAUCGGCCUGCCCACGGUCAAGUGCGAGGUUGUUGGGGAUCACAUCCCUCCACCGUUUGUGGUGGACGUGAGCAAUCUGCACCUGGAGAAUCCCUUUGGCAAGAUCACCCUGCGACAGCUGCAACCGCUGCUCCCCAAGGAUGGCACAGUGCGCUUCGCCCGCGAAUACAGCCUGGAUGAAGAGGUGGUCACUUGCUACGACCCCAAGGUCUUGGGCGAGACGCCUCUGCCCCACGACUGGCAGGAUCCCAACUUCAUCCACCGGGGUGGGCGUUACCAUCUCACCUACACUGGCUUCUGGCCGAAGCAAACAACGCGGGCGUGAUGCCUGUGGAGAGGUGUGCUAUGUGAUACCUCAGCAUAUUAUGUUGGACAUACGUCUCACCCGUUUGGCCCGGCUUGAAAGGAGCAUCACUGUAAACCUUUUAUUUCUAGGGAGACCCCGCAAUCC